Molecule: messenger RNA, 2751 nt
Organism: Orussus abietinus
Lineage: Eukaryota; Metazoa; Arthropoda; Insecta; Hymenoptera; Orussidae
Gene: Ir25a
Product: ionotropic receptor 25a
Exons: 8
Coding region: 1-2751 (916 amino acids)
Biological process (GO): synaptic transmission, glutamatergic; modulation of chemical synaptic transmission; monoatomic ion transport
Cellular component (GO): plasma membrane; postsynaptic membrane
Molecular function (GO): transmitter-gated monoatomic ion channel activity involved in regulation of postsynaptic membrane potential; glutamate-gated receptor activity
Source: RefSeq, a predicted model, not a curated record
AUGGCGCAGUUUUAUUGGAAAGGACUCUUGGUGACGUCCCAGGACGAGGCCAGCACUUCAUCCUCCGGGACCUCUAGACCAGUGAAUAUUUUUAUCGUGAACGACGAGACGAACGAGAUAGCCAACAAGAGCGUGAGCAGCGCCCUGAAGAUCACCCAAGAGCAGCAUCCGGACUGGAUAGGAGAGGUGUAUUCGGUUCAGAUUAACAAAUCAGACCCAAAACAGACCCUGGACAGGAUCUGCGCGACCUGGGACUCGGCUCUAAAAAAUGGACCCCAGAAAGUCCCCGAUUUCGUCCUGGAUACCUCCACCGUAGGCUUAGGUGCAGACACGGUGAACUCCUUCACCUCUGCAGUCGAAGUGCCCACUUUGUCCGGUCAAUUCGGACAAGAAGACGACCUGCGACACUGGAGACACCUGGGGGAAGACAAGAGACCUUACCUGAUCCAGGUGAUGCCCCCUGCAGACCUGAUCCCCGAGGCCAUCAGACAACUGGCCCUCUCGAUGAACAUCAGCAACGCUGCGAUCAUCUUCGACGAGACCUUCAUCAUGGACCAUAAGUACAAGAGCCUCCUGCAAAAUGUUCCCACCAGACACACCAUCGCCAGGGCGAAGGACGACCCGAAGAGCCGACAGGAGCAGCUCUCCAGGGUGCGGAAUCUGGACAUCGUCAACUUCUUCAUCCUCGGCACCGAGCAAACCAUCUGCUCGUAUUUGGAAGCUGCAGACAGUCUGCAAUUUGUCGGCAGGAAGUACGCCUGGUACGCCUUAACUGCUGAAAACUUCCAGCUGAGGUGCGAGUGCAAGGACCUCACCGUGGUACUUUUUUCACCUGUGAAGGCCCAAGCUGACCAGCAGAGUCUUUCUCACCUUACAGCCAAUGGCUUGUUACCAAAGCCCUUGCUGACCUCUUCGUUCUACUACGACCUGGCUCACCUGGGCAUACAGACCAUGAAGAAGGCUCUGACCGAUCGCACCUGGCCCCAGGAGCCGAUGCACCUCACCUGCGAACGAUACGACGGGAACAGCACCCCGGGGAGGAACUUCGACUUCCUGGCCGCCUUAAACGCCACCACGAAGAGUGCCGACUUCACCCCCGUCUACGUCGGCUUCACCUGGGGGAGAAGGAACGGCCAACAUCAUGCUACCUUCAACAUGGAUGCUACCAGGAUCGGCAUCAGCAACGGCGCCUCCAUCUUCAGCAACGACGUCGCUACCUGGGCCGCUGGGAUUGAUUCUCCUCUUCAGAUCCUGGACUCCAGUUUGCUGAUGAACCACACAGCAGUGACGAGCUACAGAGUAGUUACGGUGAUCCAGCCUCCCUUCAUCUCCUACGACCCCGAAAAGGAGGAAUGGUCGGGAUACUGCAUAGACCUCCUGGAGGAGAUCAGGGCGAUCCUGAAGUUCGAGUACGAGAUCCGCGAGGUGGAGGACAAGAGUUUCGGGAUAAUGGACGAAGAAGGCAACUGGGACGGGAUGAUAAGGGAGCUGAAAGAGAAGAGGGCAGACAUAGCUCUCUCCUCCCUGGGCGUGAUGGCAGAAAGAGAGAACGUCGUCGAUUUCACGGUUCCAUACUACGACCUGGUAGGCAUCAGCAUCCUGAUGCUGAGGCCGAAAGCUCCGACGUCCCUCUUCAAGUUCCUGACGGUCCUGGAGAACAGCGUUUGGCUCUGCAUCUUGGCUGCGUACUUCUUCACCAGCUUCCUGAUGUGGGUCUUCGACCGAUGGUCGCCAUACAGCUACCAGAAUAACCGGGAGAAGUAUAAAGAUGACGAAGAGAAGAGGGAAUUCAAUCUUAAGGAGUGCCUUUGGUUUUGCAUGACCUCCCUGACUCCUCAGGGUGGAGGCGAGGCUCCGAAAAAUCUUUCCGGGAGACUCGUCGCCGCCACCUGGUGGCUCUUCGGGUUCAUCAUCAUCGCCUCCUACACGGCAAAUCUUGCGGCUUUUCUCACCGUUUCCAGGCUCGAUACUCCAGUUGAAUCUCUCGAUGACCUCAGCAAACAGUACAAGAUACAGUACGCGCCUAUUUUCAACUCUGCCGCUUAUGUCUACUUCAAGAGGAUGGCCGACAUCGAGGCUAGGUUCUAUGAGAUCUGGAAGGACAUGAGCUUGAACGACAGCUUGUCGGACGUGGAAAGAGCCAAGCUGGCCGUUUGGGAUUAUCCUGUGAGCGACAAGUACACCAAGAUGUUCCAGUCGAUGAAGGACUCCGGGUUCCCGAAGGACCUCGACAGCGCCCUGGAGCGGGUGAGGAGGAUCGGGAAUAAUUCCGACGAAUUCGCCUUCGUCGGGGACUCGACGGACAUCAAGUACCUCGUCAUGGUAAACUGCGACCUCAUCGAGGUCGGAGAAGAGUUCUCCAGGAAGCCCUACGCCAUCGCCGUGCAGCAAGGCUCGCCCCUUAAGGAUCAAUUUAAUAAUGCGAUUCUGAUGUUACUUAACAAGCGCAGUUUGGAGCAGUUAAAAGACAAAUGGUGGAACAAACACCCUCUGAAGAAGGAAUGCGAGAAACAGGACGAGCAGAGCGACGGAAUCAGCAUCCAAAACAUCGGAGGAGUCUUCAUCGUAAUCUUCGUGGGAAUCGGCCUAGCAUGUUUAACCUUGGCUUUCGAGUAUUGGUGGUACCGAUAUCGACCCAGGGUGUCGAGUCAAAACAUCGUCCCCGUGCAAAAUGUUAAACCGAUUAGGCUUAAUUUACAACCAGCAAUACCUAGUAAUCAUCCACCCCCAACGUUCAGAUCAAGAUUCUAA